AUGGCCCGGCCCGUGCGCCAGCUGUCUCUCCAGCAGCAGGCGGCGGCCAGACAGCCGCUGCGCCGCCAGCAGUCCGAGGACCAGGGCGCGCUGCUGCUGAGGGUGACGGCCAGCUCGCUGGGCGGAGGAGCGGCCCCCGCCGCCACCCCCCGCAGGCCGCAGCAGGCGCGGGCCGUGCGGGUGGCGUGGGGCGAGCAGCAGCAGCAGCAGCAGCAGCAGCAGCAGCAGCAGGUGGAGGUGGUGGCCACGCGGUGCGCCGGCAACCAGAGGAAGCCGCCCGCCGCCCGCCCGGGUCGCUGCGGGCCCCGCGCCGCCUCUGGCCUCGGGCUGGACAAGGACGCCGUGAUGUACACGAGGCAGCAGCUGGCCGAGAGGCUGCGCAAGGCGUGGAAGGAGCGAGAGAGGUCGCGGCCCAACCUCAACAUCAUCCUGUCGCACGUGACCUGCGAGGACAACCUCAGCUCCCCCGCCGCGCCGGACCGGCCGCCCUCGCCCCCGCCGCCCCCGGACAUCUCGGUGGUGGUGAGGCCGGCCACGGGGGUGUGCAGGGCGGCGGGCGACCCCCAGCACCAGAGGCUCGUGGUGGAGGUGAGCGUCUCACCCAGGCCGGGCGCGGCGCCCUACAGGGAGAUGUCGGCGAGCGCCAAGCGGGUCACCUUCAAGAACAGCUCCGCCAAGGCGGUGUUCAGCAGCUUCAGCCCGGAGCCGGGGCCCGCGCCGCCCCCGCCGCCCCCGCUGCACCGGGCGCUGUCGGCGCCCUCCAGCAGGCGGCUGCCGGCGCGCGCCAGGCCCGCGCCGGACGGCGAGGAGGCGCGCUGGAGGAGCAGGCCGGCGGCCGGCCGCAAGAAGCCCCAGGACCAGCCGCCCUCGAGGCGCGGCGUGCACCGCGGCUCCGACGUGGUCACCAUGGUGUCGCUGAUGAGCCCGUCCGACAGCGACGACGAGGAGGCCUUCUGCCCCGCGCCGUGCGUCCCGGCCUGGCUCGAUGAGAGCCCGGGUCCCCAGGUCAGGGCCGCGGAGAAGCCUGCCCCCGCGACGAGUGUUCCUGUCACCAGGCCCUGCUCCUCCUCGCCGGCCACUAGCACCGCCGUCCCGGCUGCGGCUGCGGCCCGGGCCGCGCCCGUCAGGAGAGCCGCCGGCAAGUCAGCUGCCUCAGAUAAGGGGGAGAAGUUCAGCACUUGCGGAUAA
This is a messenger RNA of Bacillus rossius redtenbacheri, 1188 nucleotides long. Its product is annotated as mucin-1-like. The record is from RefSeq and is a predicted model, not a curated record. The coding region runs from base 1 to 1188 and encodes 395 amino acids. NCBI's taxonomy places the organism in Eukaryota, Metazoa, Arthropoda, Insecta, Phasmatodea, Bacillidae. The transcript has 3 exons.